AUGUCUGGACGUGGAAAGACCGGAGGCAAAGCCAGAGCAAAGGCCAAGACCCGAUCCUCUCGUGCUGGGCUGCAGUUCCCAGUCGGCCGUGUUCACAGGCUGUUGAGGAAGGGCAACUACGCUGAGCGCGUGGGCGCUGGAGCUCCCGUCUAUCUGGCUGCAGUGCUGGAAUACCUGACUGCUGAGAUCCUGGAGUUGGCUGGAAACGCUGCUCGUGACAACAAGAAGACCAGGAUCAUCCCCCGUCAUCUGCAGCUGGCUGUCCGCAACGACGAGGAGCUCAACAAACUGCUUGGCGGAGUUACCAUCGCUCAGGGCGGUGUUCUUCCUAACAUCCAGGCUGUGUUGCUGCCCAAGAAAACCGAGAAACCAGCAAAGAAGUAAAACUGCAGGCACUCUAAAACAAACCAACGGCUCUUUUAAGAGCCACCCAAAUCUCACUAAUGAGCGGGAUUUACUAUUAGAACAUACACACUUACUGAGGAAACCAUAACAUGGAUACUAGAUGUGAAAAUAAAUGUCUUUAUAAGAACAUAAAAGGAAACGUGAGGAAGCAUACAAAUCCUAAUAACAUAU
Messenger RNA from Cyprinodon tularosa, 576 nucleotides. RefSeq names its product histone H2A-like. Gene Ontology annotation, cellular component: nucleosome. Gene Ontology annotation, molecular function: protein heterodimerization activity; DNA binding; structural constituent of chromatin. Bases 1 to 384 code for a protein of 127 amino acids. The transcript has a single exon. Lineage: Eukaryota; Metazoa; Chordata; Actinopteri; Cyprinodontiformes; Cyprinodontidae. The record is from RefSeq and is a predicted model, not a curated record.